AGAUAAAAUUCCAGGAGACCUGAGACCAUACCAUGGAAGAGGAGCUGCCCGCCCUGUUGGACAACCUAUGGAACGAGACCAUCCAGAGCGAGAACUUCCAGCACGGGCAUGCGAUGACCUCCACGUUGUGCAUCCUGUUCGGCGCCGUCUUCCUCCUCGGAUUCGUGGGGAAUCUCUUGGUGAUGAUGGUGAUCGUCAGGAAACGGCACAUACAUAAUACGCCUUACAUCUUCAUUUUCAACCUGGCUCUAGCGGAUUUCCUCGUCAUCGUGUUUUGCGUCCCUGGGAAUCUCCUCAGCAACAUCCUUAAUACAUGGGUACUCGGUCUGUUCAUGUGCAAGGCACUUAACUACAUGCAGCUGGUGUGCAUGAACGUAACCGUCUACACGCUCCUGGCGAUGUCGGUGGAGCGAUACAUCGUGAUGCGCAGGAAUAGCUCCUUCCAGCGGAUCGUGAAUAUGUGCGGAAAGAUUAUCCUGGCAUGCAUCUGGGUCUUUUCCCUCGCCGUGAGCAUUCCGUCUGCCCUCUACGCCAUUCAUUAUGAGAACCAGGCACUUAACUACAUGCAGCUGGUGUGCAUGAACGUAACCGUCUACACGCUCCUGGCGAUGUCGGUGGAGCGAUACAUCGUGAUGCGCAGGAAUAGCUCCUUCCAGCGGAUCGUGAAUAUGUGCGGAAAGAUUAUCCUGGCAUGCAUCUGGGUCUUUUCCCUCGCCGUGAGCAUUCCGUCUGCCCUCUACGCCAUUCAUUAUGAGAACCAGUUCUGCAUAGAGAAUUGGCCGUCAGAGAAAAUACGGAAGAUCUACUUUAUUUUCGCCCACCUCAUCAUGAGCUAUACCUUCCCUAUGGGUAUGAUGACCAUUUGCCAUUUCUGGAUCUGGCUGAACUUCCAUCGGCAGGUCGUGGGCAAGCGUAUCGACCCGAACGAACUAAUCCGCCUAAAUAACUGGCGAGAGUGGGAGAAGAUGAUCCUGGUGUUGGUCUCCGUCUUUUUCCUCUGCUGGCUUCCCUCAUUCAUCGUAAUUAUCCUAAUGAACUUUUCCUCCCAUUUCUCCCAUGGCGAGAUCUACAUGUUCAGCUACGUCCUACUGGUGACCCAAUGGCUGGCUAACCUCACCAAUUGCGUCUACCCCAUCAUUUACGUCUUUUUCAAGCGAAACUUCCGCGAAGGUUGCAAUCAGCCUCAGGACGAGCUUCUUACCGCUGAAAUCGAACUGCGACAAAUGCUCCCUCCUCCCACUCAACUCCCACCGUCGGCUCCGUUCCACAAAGGGGACCCAUCAUAACACCAGCAUCCGCAACAGAUCCCUGAAUUAGAAGCUAUUGCCUCUCCCUCUGGAGCCACUGACUCACUUUCAGCAGCCAAGUGCGACUGCUCUCCCGAUAAGAUCUGGUGCCGGAACGAGUUCUCCUGUUUCCUCCAGGAACAGGCGUCGUCGUUUGUGAGUGAACAAAUUGGCUUCGAGGCAGGGAAGGUACAGCGACUGUAUCGCGAACAAGCAUCCCUGACAUCGGAUUCUAUGAACAAAACUGACAUUUGCAAAGAAGAUUGCUCAAACCUGGGCCUGUUCCUCGCCUCUGCUGAACCUAAUAAUCUAAAGAUAAAUCUUAACUUGACCUGAAAGGAAUUCAAAACGCAACCAUAGGGGU
Darwinula stevensoni is the source of this 1650-nucleotide messenger RNA. NCBI's taxonomy places the organism in Eukaryota, Metazoa, Arthropoda, Ostracoda, Podocopida, Darwinulidae. The record is from the annotation of a GenBank genome assembly.